Cucumis melo (muskmelon) is the source of this 3637-nucleotide messenger RNA. RefSeq names its product fanconi-associated nuclease 1 homolog. Lineage: Eukaryota; Viridiplantae; Streptophyta; Magnoliopsida; Cucurbitales; Cucurbitaceae. Gene Ontology annotation, molecular function: zinc ion binding; 5'-3' exonuclease activity; 5'-flap endonuclease activity. The transcript has 15 exons. Gene Ontology annotation, cellular component: nucleus. The record is from RefSeq and is a predicted model, not a curated record. Gene Ontology annotation, biological process: interstrand cross-link repair. The coding region runs from base 182 to 3061 and encodes 959 amino acids.
UAUUCUCAAUAUCUGGAAUGUAAGCAAGAGAGUAGCCAUACCCUUCGGCAAGUUGGCGCGAACUUGAGACCAUUUCCCGCUCCCUUUGAAUACAUAGAGUGUAAUAUGAAUCCGAUCAUGGCAGGACGGCGUAGAAGGUAACGGCACUGGAGAUGCAGCAGCCCUAAUCCGAUUCUCAAUUAUGUUAAAAGGAAGAGAGAGCUUGGUCCGAUUGGUAGGCAAACGUAGACGCUUUCUUCCUAAUCGUCUUGCCAUUCUCGAGAGCACUUUGAAUCUCUGCUCUGAUGAUCAUUGCAAUCCCCUUCCCGUUGAGAAAAAUCUGGAUCCUUAUGAUGAUCGGGACAUUGAAAGCAGUAGCUCCCGGAAAUAUGUUACUUGCCCAGUUUGCAGUUGCAGAGUAAAUGGGGAAGACUCCACUAUCAACUCCCAUCUUGAUGAAUGCUUAUCUAGGGGAACAAAGCGGAAGUUGACUCAAAGCACUCUUCUUCAACUAAACUUCUAUUCCCGAUCCAAAGAUCAACCUCAAUCUCAUGUUCUGAAAUCAGAGAAAAAGGAGUCUUCUGUGGGUCCUGGUGAUGGUCUAAUGCCCAGUACUGUCCAUAAGUUGCCCAAAGAUGCAUCUUGUAUUGAAAAUGACGAAAUUAUAUGUGAAUCAUUAGUAGAAUGUGCAAUGCGGCCACAAAAGGACUGUUUAUUUGAUGCCCUAAAUCAUUGUGAAAGAACUAAUGGUGCUUCAGAAAUUUGCUGCUCUCCUAAGAAUAAAACAUCUGGGAUGCUUGUUGCCAGGGAUGAUUUAUCUGGGUUGAUUCUUCAAACUUUUAUUGUCGGUCGUAAGUUUAGUGAUGAAAAAGAGUUAAAUCUCGGGGAAAGAAUCUCUCUUGAAAGGGAUCCUACCAAUGUAAAGGAUCCCAAUGCCAUCAAGGUUAUUUCUGCAGAUUCUGAAUGUUGUAAGAUGCUUGGAUAUCUUCCACGCGAAUUAACCAAGUUUUUGUCUCCCCUAAUUGAGAAGUAUUGCCUGAGCUUCAAGAGGGAAAAAAUGUUUUUGGACUCCCAUAUCUUUCAGGGACUUGUGACAACUGCUCCCAGAAGUUCUGUUGACGUUGUACCCAUUGAGGUCAUGUGUGACAACAACAAAUUAUUUCAUGAAAAUAAUUUUGAUGAUGAGGAGUUCAAAAGUUUAUGGACAAGCAUUCAGAAAGCAAUUGAUUCAACGAAAAAUUUCACUCCUAAUGCUUUGAAAUAUCAGAAGAACUUUUCUGUUUUGAUACAAGAAGUAUUACAAAGUUAUUCCCAUUUAUUGUCCGGUGAUGAAAAACAUUUUCUAGAUGUAUUCAGUUCACUUUCAGAUGACAGUCAGAGGCUUUUUAUCCGUCUUUAUUUGCGGAAAGGACCAUGGUUUCGGAUGUCUUGUACUUCUUACAAAGAAGUAUUGGAUCCUAAAAGGGCAGCCGAGGAGCUCUCAGAAGCAGGUUAUCUAUGUUGCUUUGAUACAACUGAAGCUGAUAACACUGACAUGAUCCAGAUUUUGAAUAUUCUCACUGUCUCUGAGCUUCGUGAAGUUAUGCGCAUGCUUAAGAAGAAUUGCAAUAGCAGCAUGAGAAAGGAUGAUCUUGUUGCCUCUCUUUUGUCCGCUUAUGAAGAUGGGUCGUGUCCACUACUUCCAGAUCUAAUUCUGGGCAUAGCUGGUAUCUGCGCUAGGAUAUCAUCUAAAGCUGAGCUGCUUAUCUGGCGUGCUGAGAGGCUUUUCUUCCUCAAUGGAGAGCAGGAUUUGUCAGCCUUUCUGCUUGUUGAUAUGGGAGUAGUCAAGUAUCCUACCUACAGCUGCAUAGUCUCAGAUCAGAUUUUCUUGGAUCGAAAUGAUUUGCUUGCUUAUGAAGAGGCUAUGGAAGUUGCACAACUAAUUGAUCAAGCUCUGGAUGAGAAGGACGACAAAAUGAUUUUAAGAUGUGUAUCAGUUGCUGACUCUCAUGUGCAGCCAAACCAGUGCACUACCUCUGAAUCAGUUCCAUUCUUUUCAUGCUUUUCAGCAUCAUGGAUCUAUUCAAAAGUAGUGUCUCUUGGUGUUUCCUUUCUUGAGCGUGAGAAUAGGGCUAAAAAGGAACGUGUAUUUCUGAGUAGGUACAACGAUGCAGUGCUACUACUAAAGCGUUUGCUAAACUGUUACACUCGUGAUGGAAGAAGAGGAUAUUGGACCUUAAGGUUGUCAAUUGAUUUGGAGCAUUUGGGCUAUCCCAGUGAGAGCCUGUUAGUUGCUGAGCAUGGAUUGUUAGAUCCAUGGGUUCGAGCUGGUUCAAGAAUGGGAUUGCAAAGGCGCAUCCUUCGGUUAGGAAAACCACCACGGCGGUGGAAAAUCCCUAGUUUUGCUGAGUCUAUCAAUAGGAAAAUCACAGAGGUACGCAUCCAAGGGCGACCAUUGAACCGUGAAACAGGUAUGAAGAGCAGGUUUUAUGGAGAAAGUGGCGAACAAUGUUCAGUUGAGCAACUCGCCCUUGAGUAUUAUAGUGGGGAGGGAGGUGGAUGGCAAGGUGUUCAUUCCGAAAGUGGCAUUUGGUUAACCAUUUUUGGGCUUCUCUUGUGGGAUGUCAUAUUUUCCGAUGUCCCAAAUGUCUUCCGGACAAAAUUUCAGACUGCUCCCCUGGAUUUUGGAACAGAUAGCUUUUACAUAUUGAGACAGAACAGUAUAGAAUCUCAACUUCAGAAAAUUCAAGAUGGGAUGGGUGAGGAGAUCCUGAUUACGUCUUGGGAAUCACACAAGGGAACAUCAUGUAAUGGAGUUAACUGGGACCGACACUCACUAGCCGAGCUUCGGGCAGCUGUCACAUGUAUUGGUGGCCCUUGUAUGGCUUCACUAUGUCGGCAUCUUGCACAAGAUUAUCGAAGUUGGUCUAGUGGAAUGCCAGAUUUGUUGUUGUGGCGCUUUAAUAGUGAAUACAGUGGUGAAGCUAAACUCGUCGAAGUAAAAGGUCCCAAAGACAGACUCUCUGAACAGCAGCGGGCAUGGAUGUUACUUUUAAUGGAUUGUGGCUUCAUAACAGAAGUCUGCAAAAUCACCCCAUGCUAAAAUCAACUUAAAAGGUCAAUCAUCAACAGAAUAGGCAAAUCGAGCCUGUCUUCAAAGUUGAAACCAAAGCUACCUAAGAAACCAAUGGUACCUUGGUUGGGAAAUGUUACAAGGAUGACUGUCAUAACGCACGUAUUUAUAGGUUGAGAGAAUGACUUAAAUCUGUCGAUCAGUAGGCAUGAAUUCUGGGAAGAAAAAAUUGAAGAAACGAUCCUUGAAAAUCCCAAGUAAUGCAUUGAAAGAUACGAUUUGUGAAUAGACGAUGAAGUGGUUGUCACUUAAUGACAUGGAAGUGCUUUUUGGAUUGGUAGCUGAAAGGGUAAAACCUUGUGAAAAGUUUGUGAAAAGCUUUCAAGAGCUGCAACUGAAAUAACUAAGAAGUAGGGUUUUGGGUAAAUACUAAAUUAGUUCGCUUUGUAGGAAAAACGACACCAAGUAGGAGAAUUUGUUUGGGGGAUAAUAUAAUGUACUACAUUUGAUUUUACAUCAACUAAUUUUAUGAUUUUACAAUUGUUCACCCCUGAACAUUGACUUUCACCCUGCACUCUAGGCAUAAUAAAGCUCACAUUCUCUGUG